AUGGCGAACUCUGCACAAGGAGGAGCAGCUGCCGGCAACAGUGGUCCUGCCACUGGCAACGACCAGGCAGAGAAGGCACUGCUUGUCGGCAUCGAAGCCGUUUGCAAUGCAAUGUCCGGGGAGGUUCGUUUUACGAACGAGAACGAGGCAGCAUUUGCUCUUCUGCGGAAGGGUUGUCGCCACUGCUCGGGCACUCGCGGAGGAGAGGCCUUGAGGCAGGUGCCUGUCGAGAAGCAGGCAAUCGUUGUAGCCUUCCUGACGCGCAUUGCAGAGAUCCGCCGAGGGGCAUCGCGGCGGGUGCAGGAGCUGGGAGCCAUUUUGGCCAACGCGUCGCCUUCCUGGCAGGAGCUCCUGGCGGGCUCAGAAGCUCUGGGCGGGCCAGAUGGGCUCCUGGCCGAGGAACUGAAGGCGCUGGUCCCUGCGACAACUGCAGGUGAGGCGAAUCUACCAGCGCCUGUGUUGGAGCAUGAAGCCAGGGUCUUCCUUCGCGAGAGCAAAUCGAAGAGGUACCUGUCCAUAAUCAGCUCGUCGACUGACGCCUGCAUCAUCAUGACGGAGCUGCCCGUCUCCCUUUUCGUUUGCUGCGUUCUUGGCAAAGGCCUCUCCGACGCCUGCAGCUCUUUCAGCACAGAGGUCUCGGAAGAGACGGAGGCUUCGUCGUUUUCUUCGCAGUUGUCCAAAUCAAGGCUGGCUGAACUCGAAGGUGAGAAUCUGGAAUUCGGCCUAGCGCACGAGGGAGUCCCGUCCUGUGGCCGCUUCCUGGGCUCCCGGAGGCGCUGGACAGAUGUGGAGCUUUGUUGCUCCAGCCGCAGCUUCGGCAGGCGUGAGCGCUGGAGCCGAGGUCCAGGUGCUUCCUUGCAGCACCAAUCCAGUGGUUUGUGGCUCUACGUGGACCCGCGCAGUCCGAACAAGGUCACCUUGAGCUCACAAGAGCACAGUGCUUGGGAGGUCUUGCCUGCCACUUGA
Molecule: messenger RNA, 966 nt
Organism: Symbiodinium natans
Lineage: Eukaryota; Dinophyceae; Suessiales; Symbiodiniaceae
Source: the annotation of a GenBank genome assembly